Pristis pectinata (smalltooth sawfish) is the source of this 7117-nucleotide messenger RNA. It is a transcript of the gene nphs1, whose product is annotated as NPHS1 adhesion molecule, nephrin. Gene Ontology annotation, cellular component: cell-cell junction. Lineage: Eukaryota; Metazoa; Chordata; Chondrichthyes; Rhinopristiformes; Pristidae. Gene Ontology annotation, molecular function: cell adhesion molecule binding. Bases 65 to 3718 code for a protein of 1217 amino acids. Gene Ontology annotation, biological process: cell-cell adhesion. The transcript is spliced from 28 exons. The record is from RefSeq and is a predicted model, not a curated record.
UCCGUCGGGAGAUCCGCCGAGGUUUGCGCUCCCUGACCUCUGCACUCUGACCUGGGCUGCGAGGAUGAAGGCCUGGCCCGUGACCCUGCUGCUGCUCGCGUGGGUCGGAGCAGGAGCUGUGUGGAGGCAGACAUUCAGGAAGGAACCGAUGAACAGGACGUCGAUCGCGGGUGAGACAAGCCUUCUGGAGUGCGAGGUCGACGCGGCCUCAGGUCCCGUGCAGUGGGUAAAGGACGGACUGCUGCUGGGACCAGAUCAGAAUCUCCCGGGAUUUCCCCGUUACAGUAUGACUGGUGACCGAUCCACAGGGGUGUUUAACCUGCAGAUCACGAGGGUGGGGCUGUCGGACGAGGGGAGGUACCUCUGUCAGGUGGGGCGGUCGGAUUCCAGUCCGGGGCUUGUCUCUCAGAUGGCCUGGCUCCACGUCUUGGUUCCCCCAAGAGGUCCGCGUUUCUGGGAGUUGGCCGUAGGGCGCAUCCCCACCUGGGUGGCUGGGGAGGAGUACUCACUGACCUGUGAGGCAGAGGACUCGAAACCGGAGUCCAGAGUCACCGUCAGCAAGGGUGGGGUAAAUAUUUCUGCGGUUGACGUCGUUGUCAAGCAAGGUUCCAACGAGAAAGUCUUCAGUACUGUGUCCACUGUCAGAUUUACUGCAAAAAGUUCCGAUAACGGCAAGCGAAUGGCAUGUUCAGCGAUGAACCAGGCUCUCCAUCAGCCGCGGAUCACACACUUCACCAUGAAUGUUCUGUUUCCCCCGCAGAAGCCGAAGAUCAAAGGUUACAAUGGGCAGCCGGUGAACGCGGGAGUGACCCUUGAACUGAUCUGCACCUCCGGAGGAGGCAACCCAUUGGCCACCCUCCAGUGGCUGAAGGGAGACGGGGUUCUCUCCAGGAACUGGGGAACGGGGAGCCAGAAGGGCACGGUACGGAGCGUCCUGCUGUACCCGGUCACGCCCGAGGAUAACGGAGCCAUACUCGGCUGUGAGGCAGCCAACCACGUCACAGCGGCGCCGCUGAGGACGGACGUCACUCUCCGUGUGGUGUUUCCCCCAGAUCAUGUGGAGAUCAUCGGAUUGACUGAAGUCCUGGAAGGCAGCAAUGUCUCAGUGACCUGCCAAACCUCGAGCAGCAAUCCCCCGGCGCAUAUCCGCUGGUGGGCUUUUGGCGUGGAGUUAAAUGUAACCAAGGAAACCUACGAAAAGGACCCCUCUGGAUGGAUCACGACCUCCAGCGCCAACUUUAUGGCCCAACGCUCUCUCGACGGGACCAGCCUGGUGUGCGAGGCGGUGAACCAGGCCGUGGUGGUGUCCACCAGCGCCAGCGUCCCCAUCGCCGUGUUCUACGUGCGCUGGUUCCGCGCCCCUGAACGGCACCCAUUGGACGCUCGGAAACGCCGCUGCCUCCGUCUCGGCGCGGCUCGGUUCAGGCCGGUUCUGUUUCCUCCCGAGGGUUUGGAGCCGGCACCCGUGGGGGUGUGCAGGACCCUGGGGAGGCUGGCCGUCUCCGAGCUGACCAUCGUGGCGGAGCCCAGCGACAACCAGGCGGAGUACCAGUGCAGUGCGCACAACCCUGUCAGUGACGGCACGCUCAGCGCACACACCCGUGUCACCGUCCAGUUUGCUCCGAUAUCCCUGGAGAUUGAUGCUCCGGCCUCGGUGAUCCGGGAGGGAGAGAACCUCACACUGGUCUGUCGGGCAGGAGCGAGUAACCCAGCGACACACAUCUCCUGGAUCAGGAACGGACAGUGGGUCCCAGGAGGACGGACGUGGAUAGAAGAGGCCGAUUUCGGGGGGUGGGCCACCGUCUCCUCCAUCAGUCUCGUGCCCUCCGGCCGUGACGACGGGCAGCGCAUCAGGUGCCAGGCGUUCACCCCCGUCCUGGGGGACACGAGCAACACCUUCCUCAUCCUCAGUAUCCGCUACGCCCCCCAGUUUCAGGAGGACCAGGUCCGGUCGGUGGAGGGGGUGGAACGGGCAGCCGUCGUGAUUCCGCUGAGAGUCUCCGCAAAUCCCAGGAACGUCACCUACACCUGGAGUCGGAACAGGGAGGUGCUGGUCAAAGCUGGCCCAACGCGACACCAUCUGAAGUCCGACGGCUCCCUUGAGAUCUGGAACUUGACACGUUUUGAUGCCGGGGUCUACAAGAUCAACGUCAAAAAUGAUGAGGGCGAAAAUGAGACCUUUAUCAGACUUGAAAUGUUGUAUUCUCCACGAAUUUACAGCAUUUCGGACCCCACGGAAGUGGAGGUUGGAGGAACGGUGGAGAUGGUGUGUACCGUGGACGCAAAUCCCGUCAGCAGUAAGAUGGUGCAAUGGAUCUGGAUGGGGCAGGGGCGCAACGUGACGGAGGAAGACCAGGUCUUCAUGGGCAACACCACUAAGCUCGUUAUCAGAGGCGCAGUGCGCGGCGACACCACCCGAUACAGGUGUACGGCGGACAAUGGGAUUCCACCGGCGGUCUCAGUCAUGGCUCAGCUGAUCGUACAGUUUAAACCCGAGCUGCAGAAGGGCGUCGAACUGGGCAAAUCGGCCGUCGCUGCGGAUGGGACGAAGUCGGCCAUCUUGAGGUGCAAGGCGGAGGGAGUUCCGGACGUGGAGUUCAGCUGGGCCAAGAACGGAGUGAACCUUGACCCCAGCAACCCCCGUUACACACAGAGAACGACACACGAGGGUCCACUCCACACCGGUGAGCUGACCAUCGGUAACGCCAGCGCUGCGCUCGACUUCGGAACCUACAGCUGCACCGCUCGUAACCCGCUGGGGACGGACAUCUUCGAUAUUCAGCUGGUCCGUACCGGACCCCCGGACCCACCCUCGGAUCUGACACUUGUCCGUAAGUCCCACAACUCUGUCACCUUGGCUUGGAGCUCGGGAUUCAAUGGCGGAUUGACCCAGUCUUUUCGUGUCAGGUAUUCCGAGUGGGAUGCACUGAGUGCCCUCUACGUGGAUGUGUAUCCGCCCUGGAGCACCCAUUUCACCGUGACUGGUCUCCGCCCGGGGACCCGGUACAAUUUCUCGGUCAACGCCAUCAACGCUCUGGGGGCCAGCGGUUACGCGGACGGGGGUCUCCCUAUCACCGUCUCCACCUCAGGAGGAGGUCCCUUCCCCUCGGAACCUAUGAUCACCCCGGAGCUCGGAGCAGGUGGGUUCGCCCUCCCUCUCCCCAUCCUCGUCCCAGUGACCAUCCUCAUCACUUCCCUGCUUCUCCUCAACAUCGGAAUUCUGGUUUGGAUCCUGUGGAAAAUGAAGGCAGGAGCUGGGUCAGCAACGAAGGCAGGAAAGUCAAUGAGUGCGGACGUGCUGGAAAUGAAUGACUAUACCGAGGACACUGUGGGCAUCGAUGCUGCCCAGUCGAUCUUGAACACCAACUCUGCGCCCAGUAGCAGCACCUACGAAAGUUACUACAACUGCUCUCUGCAAUCCAGUCAGAUGGGACACUGGGAUCACAGACUCAAUCCUGCGGGAAUCGUCCACCCCGGAUCCCACUGGGAAACAGGGAGCACAGGGCUGCUCUGCGACCAAGGGAUCUACGAAGACGUCGCUGAAGACCCUGCCUUCUUGGGCGACUCAUCUGCUGAAUUUUCUGCUCCUCGCUGGCUCAGUACAUCAGCUGAAACUGUGCACUACCCUAGAACGGUGAGAGGAAUUGGCAGACGGGUUCGAGGCGAUCCCGCCUCUCGAUUUGUGGAUCGCUCGGAACUGCUGGGAGACCUCGUCUGAUGAGCUGGUGUCGGGGGGAUCGAUGUCUGCGGACUCCACGAGACGCUUGGGCCUAACCUCCCCGAUGCUGGGAGUGUUACUGCACCGAUCGCUUGUAAUCUUCGUCAUCGCUACACUCCACCUGUUCUCCGUGUUCUAGAGCACACCAUUUCAAGUGGUCUCCUUCCUUAAUGUUCCAGACCACACCAUUUGUGACCACCCCUGCUCUGUAUGUGCUAGAGCACACCCAUAAAUCGGCCCGCUUCCUUUUCGUUCUAGAGCGCAGUCUUUCAAGCGACUGCCUGUUCUAGACGUUCUAGAGCGCACCACUUCAAGCGGGCCCUUUAUGUUCUAGAUUACAUCAUUCACACGACCCCCUGUUCCUUAUGUUCUAGAGCACACCCAUUAAGUGACCAGAUUCCUUCGCACUCUAGACCACACCCUUUCACGUGACCCUCCAUUUCAGUUCUAGAGCAUAUCUUCCCUUGUAGCUCCUUGUGCAUAUGGCACCAGCUUAAUUGUCCCUGACCUUUAUGUUCUAGAGGGCCCCUCUUUUCUCGUGACCCCACUCUGUUCUUAGUCCUAGAUCACACCCAUCUAAGCUCCCCCUCCUCGUGUUCUGGAAGACACCCAUUGGAGCCCUCCUGCCUUGUGUUCUAGACCACACCCGUUAGAGCCCCCCUGGUGUUCUAGACCACACUCAUUGGAGCCUGCCUGCCUUGUGUUCUAGACCACACUCAUUGGAGCCCUCCUGCCUUGUGUUCUAGACCACACCCGUUAGAGCCCCCCUGGUGUUCUAGACCACACUCAUUGGAGCCCGCCUGCCUUGUGUUCUAGACCACACUCAUUGGAGCCCGCCUGCCUUGUGUUCUAGACCACACUCAUUGGAGCCCGCCUGCCUUGUGUUCUAGACCACACUCAUUGGAGCCCGCCUGCCUUGUGUUCUAGACCACACUCAUUGGAGCCCGCCUGCCUUGUGUUCUAGACCACACCUAUUUGUGACUCCCCCUAUUCUUUAUGUUGUACAGCCCACCCUUUGUGGCCACUUACUUUACAUUCUAGAACACAGCCUUUCAAUUCACUCCCUGUUCUCGAGCAUACCCUCUCGGGUGCAGCCCUUUUAAGCUGUACACCGCACUGAUUUCAAUGCCCCGUGCACUUGAUGUUCUGGAGUGCUCUCUUUUAAGUGGCCACCUGUUCUUUAUGUUCUAGAGCGCACCAUUUUAAGUGACUCCCUGUUUAAGUCUUAAAGUCCAUAACACACAGGGGCAGAAUGAGGCCAUUUGGCCCAUCGAGUCUGCUCCGCCAUUCGAUCACGGCUGAUUUAUUUUUCCCUCUCAGUCCCAUUCUCCCCGUAACCUUUGACCCCCUCACUAAUCCAGAACCUGUCGAUCUCUGCCUUAAACACACCCAGUGACUUGGCCUCCACCUCCCUCUGUGGCAACGACUUCCACGGAUUCACCGCCCUCUGGCUGAAGAAAUUCCUCCUCGUCUCAGUUCUAAGGGGACGUCCCUUUAUUCUGAGGCUGUGCCCUCGGAUCCCAGACUCUCCCACUGAUGGGAACACCCUCUCCACGUCCGCUCUAUCCAGGCCUUUCAGUAGCCGGGAGGUUUCAAUGAGAUCUCCCUACCCUCAUCUUUCUGAACUCCCAUCUAGGACAGGCCCGGAGAUGGCAAACGCUCCUCGUAUGUUAACCCUUUCGUUCCCGGGAUCGUUCUUGUGAACCUCUCUGGACCCUCUCCAACUCCAGCACAUCCUCCCUUAGAUACGGGGCCCAAAACUGCUCACAAUGUGCCAAAUGUGAUCUGACCAACGCCUUAUAAAGCCUCAGUGUUACAUCCUUUUAAGUGUACCUAUCUUAUGGUCUAGAGUUCAUCCAUUAGAAUGCCCCCAAACUUCAUGUUCUAGAGCGCUCUUUUUGAAAUGACUCUCUUUAUGUUCUAGAGUACACCCUCCUAAGCUUCCCGUGUUCUUCAUGUACUAGAGUGCAUGUUCUUAAACACCCCCUGUCCUUUAUGUUAUAGCGUGCACCCAAUUAAGCACUCCUCCAUUCUCUAUGUUCUAGAUCACACCAUUCAAGUGACCGCCCUGUUCCUCAUGUUCUGGAGCACACCCAUAAAUUGGCCCACUACUUUUAUGUUCUGAAGCACAGUAUUCCAAGGGACUCCCUGUUCUCAAUGUUCUCACACCCGCAUUUAAAUCACCCCCUGGACCUUUAUGUUCCAGAGUACUUUCAUUUAAGUGACCCCACUCUGCUCUUUAUGUUCUAGAACACACCCAUUUAAGCUCCCCAUGCCUCUUGUGUUCUAGAGCCCAUGGACAAGCGCCCCCUGCUCAUUAUGUUUUAGCACACACCCUCUUAAGCACCCCGAACUUCGUGUACUAGAACACAUAUUCUUCCACCACGCUGUCUUCUAGAUCCCACCCAUUUAGGCAUCAUGCACUUUGUGUUCUAGAUCACACCAAUUAUACAACCCCCUGUUCUUUAUGUUCUGGAACAGUCCCAUAUCUUACCCACUUGCUUUAUGUUCUAGAGCACAUCCUCUCAAGUGGCUCCCUGUUCUUGAAGUUCUAGAGUGCACUGUCUUAUUCAUGCCUCCUUUUAUGGACUAGACCACAGCAUUUAAAUGGCCCCUGUCCUUUUAUGUUCCAGAGUGCAUUCAUUUGUGACCACACUCCAUUCAUUAUGUUCUAGCACACACCUGUUUGUCCGCCAUGUCUAUUGUGUUCUAGAGUACACCACAUUUAAGUGAUCUGUGUUCUAGAGUGCACUCUCUUAAACAUCCCUGUUCUUCGCUCUAGAGCACACCCACAACCAACCCAGACCUUGCGUUCCAGAGUGCACCUAUUUGCGACCCCUCAUUCUUUAUGUUCUAGAACAUGCCCUUUAAGCAGGCCCCAUUCUAGUUCUAGAGCACACUUUCUUAAAUCUCCCAUCCUUUGUGUGCUAGACCGCACUCAUUUAAGUGACCCCCCUCGUUCUUUACUUUCUAGAGUGUACCCAUGUAAGUAACCCCAUUCUUUAUGUUCCAGAGCACUCCGCGGCCCCCGUUCCAUUAUGUUCUAGAGCGCAACCCUUUAAGCGGCCGGCCCCUCACCUUCUAGAACACACCCUCUCAAAUUGCCGCCUGUCCUCUUGUGUUCUAGAGCAAACCACUCAACCAUUGUGUUCUAGAGCGCACCCACGCAGGUGGCCCCCAGUUCCUGCACGUUCUCGAACGUGACCCCUUUCUCCUGACAAUCCCAGGAAUUGUCACCAAACUCCCAGGAACCUUGCCCACCCACCCUGCCCCUCCACCCCCAAUCCCACUCCCUGUAUUUUCACCCGGAGUUACCCCGAGUUGCAUUUAUUUGACCUAGCAAACAAAAAUUAAACAAAAUUGCAAGACCGUUGACUCUCUCCCGUGGCGAAUGCAAGG